UGGGGAUAACGUAUUUUAUUUUUUCUUUCUAGGUUUUUCUAUUUUCUUUUCUUUUCUUUUCUCAACAUGUAUCGUUUAUCAAAAAGACUUAACUUGCGUUUGUUGUCCAGCACGGUUCGAUCCAACGUAAGCCUGAAAGUAUCAUAACACCAGCUUACUUAUACAUUAGAUGGGCGCCAUGACACAAUCCUAUUCCACUAAAAUUACGGGUCCGGUUAUCGGCAUUGAUUUGGGCACUACGAAUUCAUGCGUGGCUGUGAUGGAAGGAAAAGUACCUAAAGUGAUAGAAAAUGCAGAAGGAUCACGUACGACACCUUCUGUAGUUGCCUUCACAAAAGACGGCGAGCUUUUAGUGGGUCAAACAGCCAAACGUCAGGCUAUCGUUAAUCCGGAGAAUACAAUUUACGCUACAAAACGUCUGAUUGGUCGUAAAUUCAACGAUCCUGCUGUUCAAAAAGACCUUAAAAGUGUAUCUUAUAAAAUCAUCUCACAUACAAACCAAGACGCUUGGAUUGAAGCCACGGGUAAAAAAUACUCGCCUGCUCAAAUCAGUGCUUUUGUGUUGGGCAAAAUGAAAGAAACGGCUGAAGGCUACUUGGGAAAAAAAGCAAAGCAUGCUGUAAUUACAGUCCCUGCUUAUUUCAAUGAUUCUCAACGUCAAGCCACGAAAGAUGCAGGUACCAUUGCUGGUUUAGAAGUUCUACGUGUCAUCAAUGAGCCUACAGCAGCUGCUUUGGCUUAUGGUCUUGAUAAAGCAGGAGACAAGACCAUUAGUGUAUAUGAUUUAGGCGGUGGCACGUUUGAUAUCUCCAUUCUUGAAAUUCAACAUGGUGUGUUUGAAGUCAAGUCAACUAAUGGCGAUACAGCACUGGGUGGAGAGGAUUUUGAUUCCAAGUUGGUGCGCUAUGUUGUAGAAGAGUUCAAAAAAGAGUCGGGCGGCCUGGAUAUAUCACAUGAUCGUAUGGCUAUCCAGCGUAUUCGAGAAGCCUGUGAAAAGGCCAAGAUUGAAUUGUCCUCAACGGUUCAGACAGAGAUUAACUUGCCUUAUAUCACAGCAGAUGCCACUGGUCCCAAGCACAUUCAUACCAAACUCACUCGCUCAAAAUACGAGUCUUUAGUUCAAGACCUGGUAGAUAGAACCAUUGUACCUUGCGAAAAAGCAGUCAAGGAUGCUGGUAUGGCUACAAAAGAUAUUCAUGAAGUGAUCUUGGUAGGCGGCAUGACACGUAUGCCUAAAGUAGUCGAGACAGUUCGAAAAGUGUUUGGCAAAGAACCCUCUAAAUCAGUCAAUCCUGAUGAAGCGGUUGCUCUAGGCGCUGCUAUUCAAGGUGGUGUCUUGGCUGGCAGUGUGACAGAUAUCUUGUUGCUUGAUGUCACGCCUCUUUCGUUAGGUAUUGAAACAUUGGGUGGUGUCUUUACUCGUCUGAUCAACCGCAAUACAACGAUUCCUACCAAGAAAUCACAGGUCUUUUCAACAGCAGCAGAUGGUCAAACCCAAGUCUCUGUGCGUGUAUUCCAAGGUGAACGUGAACUUGUGCGUGAUAACAAACUUCUAGGCGACUUCAAUCUGACGGGAAUUCCUCCCGCACCUAAGGGAGUACCUCAGAUUGAAGUUGAAUUUGAUAUUGAUGCAGAUGGUAUUGUCAAUGUUCAUGCCAAAGACAAGGCAACUAACCGAGAUCAAUCAAUUACGAUUGCUGCUUCCUCGGGCUUAAGCAAAGACGAAAUUGAAAACAUGGUGCAAGAAGCAGAAAAGAAUGCUGAAAUGGAUCGUCUUCGUCGCGACACCAUUGAAAUGGCUAAUCGUGCUGAAUCUGUCAUGUCUGAGACAGAAAAGGCCAUGGAAGACUUUAAAGAUCAGAUUGACAAGACAGAAGCAGACAAAUUGAAGCAACAAAUUGAGUCUUUAAAGGCCGAAGCAGUCAAAGCACAAGCAGGCGAUACAGACAUUAAGCCUGAGGAUUUGAAGCACAAGAUCGAUCAACUUCAAUCAACUUCUCUUAAGCUGUUUGAAAUGGUAUACAAGCAACGUACACAUCACCAAGAUGAUGAUAAACCACAAAACUAAAAGCGGUCUUUUUUGUUCUUUUUCUUUUUUUUUUUCUUUU
Messenger RNA from Gilbertella persicaria, 2108 nucleotides. RefSeq names its product hsp7-like protein. Gene Ontology annotation, molecular function: ATP binding; ATP-dependent protein folding chaperone; heat shock protein binding. Gene Ontology annotation, biological process: protein refolding; cellular response to unfolded protein. Gene Ontology annotation, cellular component: mitochondrion; cytoplasm. NCBI's taxonomy places the organism in Eukaryota, Fungi, Mucoromycota, Mucoromycetes, Mucorales, Choanephoraceae. The record is from RefSeq and is a predicted model, not a curated record. The transcript is spliced from 3 exons. Bases 170 to 2068 code for a protein of 632 amino acids.